AUGAAGGUAUUUUUCUUUACUAUCGCAAUGGCCAUUGCCAUGACAGGAGCAACCCCGGCACUUCGAGGAAACAAGGACGAUGAAGAUGCUGCUUUGAAAGGUAUCAGGAACCUCACUGCAAAGGAUUGGGUCGAGACCUUUGGCUGUAUUGGUGCGGCUCAUUACAUCAAAGACAUGGAGCCUGAUUACGCCAAUGAAGUCUUCCAUAAUUGCAAGAGGCCUGAUGAGAGGCGCUUGGUUGAAGCUAAAAGGUCAACCCCUCAUGCCAUUUUCACUCCUGAUGCCAACUUUAUGCGUCGGCUUAUCACAAGAAAGCUUGCGGAAAGGCUUGGAUUGAGGAACCUGACUGAAGCUGUUGCUGGGGACGCUAUCGUUGUCAUGGUGGACGGAAAGGAGCUUUUUGGUACCACCCCAGACACCGCUGAAACAGCCCUUGUCGAGACUCCGGAUGACGAAGUCGUGAAGCUUCAGGUAUCGGGUGGUGGCGAUACCUACACCCGUGAUGUGGACCGCACCAACAUGCAAGUUCAUCCCAAAACUGGAUACACCGUCUACACGGAGCUGUUCUUGAUUCACCACGACGCCUGGAACCAGGAGUUCGAAUUGGUCUGUCAUGAUACAGAUGAUCAUUGCAGCCUCUACUCUGUUGGUGAGUUCCAUCUCCCACCUCCUUGUGGCGCUGGCGUCGUCGAAUGUUAA
Messenger RNA from Seminavis robusta, 699 nucleotides. Lineage: Eukaryota; Bacillariophyta; Bacillariophyceae; Naviculales; Naviculaceae. The record is from the annotation of a GenBank genome assembly.